CCUCACUCAGAGUUUCACAAGGAGCUGCUCUCAGAGAGAUAAUAUUGACCCCACGGACAAAGUUGGAACGGAUCUUCGACCAAGUCCAAAAAUCCCACAUCAUCAAGGUCAUCAUUUCCCGUAAUGAUGGCUAGUUGGAAAGGUCACGCGUCCCGAUGGUGGUGGUAGUUUUUUUAGUUUGAUAACCUGAGUGGGGGCGCCAAGCAGGAGGAGAAGUUAAUUAGGAUAAUUAAUUAGGUAUCAUAUACGUGACAAGAUUACAUAAAAAUUACCCCGACCGAGGCACAGAGGAAAAGUUGAUUGUACAAAUUUUAGCGAGGAAGUAAAGUAGUAACGACGACGACUACGAAAAUGUCGGUCAGAGCCUUAAUCCAGUCCUCGUCGACGUCCUCCUCUCAGCAGUCACAACAACAGCACCAGCAAGGAGGGAACAUGAGGGGGGGUCGAGAUGGGGGACGUAGGACGAAUCUGAGGGAGACGAUCCACUCUGGUCACUUCAUGGUGUCCGACUUUGAACCAGAGUCCGAAGCGCAGGAUGAAGAGUAUGAGGUGGGCAUGCCCAUCCCGCCUGGGCCUCCGGAGACCGUUGUUGUAAAAGUGACCGCCCACCAGUCCUCGGACAUGUUGCCUUCUAAUUAUGGGGGAGGAGGAUCUUCGUCUUACCAGUCGAACCAUAACCACCACCACUCAUCAACCAACCAUGCCCACAACUCGCAACACCACCAACAAGGGGGACGAGGGAGCAGUGUCAUUAUGAAGAGGGAGAGAAGCAGCAGCUCGAGCAUUGUGGAUAACUCACUCUCCGACCUGGGAAUGGUCAUGCCGGGAGUGGGAGGUCAUAUAAAUAUAAAUCCGUACAACCAAGCCCUUUCCCAGUACACUGGUGGUGGUGGAGAAGAUGAACCUCCCACGGCAGGGACGGCUAUUUCGAUUGAUGGGUCGCUCACAAAACUCUUCCAAUGCAUGAGUUUAGCGUACAGGCAAAAGUUAACCUCUCCAAAGUGGAACCGCUUCAAAGGGGUCAGACUCCGCUGGAAGGACAAGAUUAGGUUGAACAAUGUGAUCUGGAGGUGUUGGCACAUGCAAUUUAUAAUGAAGAAGAAGACCUUAGUCUGCCAGUUCGCCGCCCCACUGGAUGUCGACGGUCACAACAAACCCGAGGUUUGUUGUCCACAGGCUGUCGUGAUGGAAGGGAAAUACUGGAAGAGGAAGCUCUCCACGGUGGCUGCCGAGUACAAAAAAUGGAGACUUUUUUACCGGAAUAGAAUCAUGGGAUGGACACAUGCCACCCCGACGGCGGAUUUACACCCAGUCUCCCUCGAUGGAUUCGAUUGGUCCAGAUCAGGAACGUUUGGAACCAUGUCAAACAUCAUUUUUGAUGACGACAUGUUCAUGGAUUUCACUGAUACUCUGUUUUCAUCUCUCUCGUCUAAUCAACCCUUUGCAUUUCCCAAUCCAAAAGAAAUAACGAGGGUAGGCAUGGUGGCCGAUUUCAUCCAACCCGGACUUGUACAACUGCAACCAAACCUGGACGAUUUUAUGGAUACGUUGGAACCCCUCCAAGACUACGUCAACUCGAAAUUGUUACCUCCCGUCCCGGAAGAACUGGAAAAUUUUGACCCACCCGACAGUCUCCUUUCAGAUGAUGUCCUUACCCACAACCACAAUAAUCAAGGCAACAAGAGUGGAUCUUCUGCCCAACAGCAGCAGCAGCAGCAGCAACAACAACAACAGCAACCACAGAACUACUACGAUCAAACAAUCCUUCUCCCACACCAUAAUGGAAUUGCGUCUACUGAACAACAUACCAAUCAUCACCCCCACCACAAUAAGGGGCGAGUCAGUCAACAGGAAAAACAAUUACAGCAGCAGCAACAGCAAGGAUCCUCUUCUGGAAUAUUUGCAAAGCCUCAGGGCAAGCCUCGAGGUCGCACCCGCAGUGGUCCCGGGUCACGAUCAUCCAACCAACCCAGUCAUCAACAGCAGCUCGUGAACAACGCCAACUCUAACACACUCCUCUCCCACCUCCUCGCCAAUUCGAAUCACCACAAUCACCACACCAGCCACAGCCACCCCCACUCCACGUCUUCUUCUUCACCAUCCAAUCACCACAAUGUCCCAGCCCUUCCACCCCCACCAGUGACAACUAGCAGCGGUGGAACUGGUGCUGACUACGGAAACAUGUCUCCACUCAAUAUGAUUAUGGGCGAACAAUUUCAACAGUUCCAUUUGCCGGCGCCAAACACGCCACUCGUCAUAAAUUUUGGAGGUCUUGGGAGUGGCAGUGGCUCCUUGCUCUCGUCAUUUAGUGGCGCAUCCAACACUUCGCCAACGGGAGGUGGUGGCUCUGGUGGAAGUGGGGGUUCGGUUUCUCCCCCUCUCGGGCCUCCAUCCUCAACCACGCCGACGAGCAACCCUUCAUCUCCUUCUAAAGGGGCGAGAAAGGGACUUGCUGGCUCGAGUUCUUCUACCGGCGGUGGUGGAGACGGGAGUGACCGGGGUGGUUACAAAGAGCAUCGACGCGUUUCACACAUUAACGCGGAGCAAAAACGGCGGUGCAAUAUCAAAAAUGGAUUUGACACGUUGCACUCUCUCAUCCCGCAGUUGAGUCACAACCCAAACGCCAAGGUGAGCAAGGCUGCUAUGUUGGCGAAAGGGGCCGAGUACAUUCGACAGUUGAAGCUGGAGCGGGCCCAACUCAAGGAUGAGAUCGAACGCCACCGGGCCGACGUGGAGGGUCUCAACGCCUCCAUCAACAACUGCCAGUCCAUGCUUCCCGCAACGGGAGCGCCCGUCUCGAGGCAACGCACUUCCAAAAUGAACGAAAUGUUUCACGUGUGGGUGAGGCAGAGGACAUUGGAGAAUUGGAAGUUUUGGCUGUUUUCCACCCUGAUCCGUCCCCUCUUGGACUCGUACAACAACUCUGUCUCUACUGCCAGUGUUGACGAACUUUGUCGCACCGUCUUGGCAUGGGUGGACCAGCAUUGUUCCCUCGUGGAUCUCAGACCAGCUGUACUCACCUCCCUUCGCCAGUUGUGUACUUCAACGGACAUUCUAAGCAAUCCAGGCAAUCUGCAAGAGGAGGCGUACAAAGCGGUGAAUCGUCCUAUACCACAGGAUCGUAAUAACAGUGGUGGUGGAGGUAGUGAUUCCUCCUCCAGAUAAAACGUUGUCUCCUAAACAGCCAGUAAUCCCACAACAUACUCUGCUGCUGGAUUGCUCUAUGCUGCUGCUGCUUCUACUACACUACGUUGUAAACUUGGAAUUAACACCCAAAAGUCCAAUAAUGGAUAAAGUACAAGUGCCCCCGAUAGCCAACCCCCUCCCACCACAUCUCUCUCCUCCAAUAUAUAUACCCCCCAACCAACUCCCGUGUAAUUAGCCAGUGAAAUGAAGAGAAUGGUAACUAAAAGCGCUUAAACAAAAUCUGCAUGUCGCCACGACCAUAAAUUGGUACAGCGUGCAUGUCCACACUCCACUUCUACACAAUACACACAUUUAAAUACGUGACAAAACAAGAAGGUGCUCCAAUUCAGAAUAACAAAAUACUAAUCAGAAUCAUAAGUCAGAACUUGAAGAGACUCGAAACAUGUAAGACGAGGAUCUUACUCAGCUCAACAAAGAAACACGAAUACGUCGAAGGUUUGAAGAGGGAGGAAAACUGUAAAUUGGAAUGAUAUAACUUAUCUAGGAACACAAAUUCAAAGAAUGAAUAGAUUGAAAAAAAAUCCUCUCUUCCUCACUCACACUCGUCGUAUUUACUAUUUUUUGAACACACUUCACGAUAAACGACAAACGUCCAUAUUUCUACAAUUUUUCAAAAAUUUCAACCCAACUUUAACUAAUACAAAACUGCUUUAAGAGAAACAUGUGACACCGUAUCGAUAAGAAUAGGAGGACGCAGGUUAAAUAAAACCCUAGCUUUUUCUUUGUUUGCAAGAGCGUCCAACAAAUUAAGCCAUACUGCACAUCAUUUACUACCACUAUACUCCUCCGUUGUUUUAAAUACUAUCUACAUCAUAGUACUACUUAUGCAAGCAGAGAAUAUUAUUUUAUAACGAAAGCCCAACUUUCCACUAUCCUUCUGACCUUCGAAAUAAUCCGCAAUGAGAAGUUCUCCUUUCACUGUCCUACAACAAGUCGGCAUCGAGAGAUUUAUAUUACAAAAGCUUAGAUUAGGUUAUCAUAAUCGAUGAAAAAGAAAUAUAAAUAUAUAUAUAUUAUUGUUAUCCCUGAUAUUGCUGCUAAAGUUACUACUAGCUCUAUACCCAUAUAAAUACUAUAUAUACAGAGUUCUAUAUUGAUUAUAAUACUGCAUGAUAAACUUGAUAAAGGUGAUGUUUGCUUAGUUAUUUUAAUAAUUACCAGCUGAAAAAGUUAACAGUACAAGAAAAAUUAUAGAUAUAAUGCUAUGUGUGUCUAUGUGAAUUAAUUCAGAAAGAAAGAUGUGUGUGCCUCUAACCAACAACGCAACAACAAACAAAUUCUAUGAAAAAAUAUAUAUAUUUAGAAACCUUUGUCUUCUUCUAUGAUUAAGUAAUAGAAACAAAUAUAUUGUGCAAUUAAUUUACGAUUCGGAUAUGAUGAAGUGCAUUCUGAGCUACUAAGCAAACUCGUAAAAUUCAAAGUACACAACAAACUAUCUAAUUUUUACUACGUAUGAUUAUUAUAUACACUCUUGUUAAGAAAAACAUGAACGGUGUCUAAAUGUUUAAUUUGCCUUAACUAACUAUGGAAUGACAUGAUGGGUCAUGGAUUAGUAGUUUGGUAGUCUGGUGCAAGAGAAUAAAAUCAAUUUUUAAUUCUGAAA
This is a messenger RNA of Folsomia candida, 4810 nucleotides long. It is a transcript of the gene Mondo, whose product is annotated as carbohydrate-responsive element-binding protein. The coding region runs from base 352 to 3165 and encodes 937 amino acids. Gene Ontology annotation, cellular component: nucleus. Lineage: Eukaryota; Metazoa; Arthropoda; Collembola; Entomobryomorpha; Isotomidae. The record is from RefSeq and is a predicted model, not a curated record. Gene Ontology annotation, biological process: regulation of transcription by RNA polymerase II. The transcript is spliced from 14 exons. Gene Ontology annotation, molecular function: RNA polymerase II cis-regulatory region sequence-specific DNA binding; DNA-binding transcription factor activity, RNA polymerase II-specific; protein dimerization activity.